CUCUCUCUCUCUCUCUCUCUCUCUCUCUCUCUCUCUCUCUCUCUCUCUCUCUCUCUCUCUCUCUCUCUCUCUCUCUCUCUCUCGCACUCUCUCUUAGCCUGUCUCUUUUAUGCUUAGAUAUCCAAGGAGUAGUACACCGAGGACCUCCACAAGCCAGGGCAGCCAUGGCCGCUCUAGUCUGCAGGGCAGUUGCAGCUAUGGUGUACCCUCUACUCUUCGCUGUCAUGCUCCUUCUUCUCCUUCCUCCUCAAGCUCUCUCCAUUCGCAAGCUGGACAUGGAUGCACUGCCAGAUGGUGUCAUUGAUCUUAACGACCCAGAUAUCAACUCCAUCAUGAUGGAUCUCGACCCCUCGCUCCGCAAGCUCAUAGAUAGUCCCGACGAGUCCUCUUAUGGCUAUGAUGCCCUCGGGGGGGAUUGGGGGGGCAACUGCACCAAACCCACCUUGCGUUUUCAAUCUCCCAUCGACAUCCUUACCAAUCAGACGGUCCCUGUCCCAGGUCUUGGCGACCUUCGCAAGCGAUCUCAUUACCCCACCAUCCCUUUGAAUGUCACCUUAAGUAAUGACAACCAUAGCGUCAAGAUCUCCUUUCCCGAGGGCAACAGGCUGCGCAUGCCGAUGUUUCGAGUGCCGCCAUUUAACAAGUCGCUGACUUGGCCUGCGGAGACUUACGUCCCGACGGAGGAGCCACCCAAGGCAGCCACCUUCAAUCUGCGGCAGUGCCAUCUGCACACUAAAGCCGAGGAGUCCAUCGAUGGUCUGAGGUACGACAUGGUGGCCCAUUGCGUGCAUACCAGGACCAACCCCGCUGCUAAUCCUCUGGUCGGCGUCUUCGCGGUGUUCUUCAAUCGGACGAAGGAGAACCGGUGCAACCAGUUCCUGGGCAAAGUGCUGUCCGCAUUUUCGGAUGUUAUUCAGCAGGGGGACGACGACCUGAUGGGACUCACGGGAGUGGACAAGCACCAGUUUUCGCUGAACGAGAUAUUCCCAGAGGAUGGGUCCUACUUCCACUACUACCCGGGUAGUUUGACGGUGCCUCCUUGUACAGAAGGACUGCUUUGGUACUUCUUCAAACAACCUCUGGGCAUAUGUGACUUCCAGUUUAAGAAAUUCCACGAGAUAGUCGACGAACUGCACGGGGAGGUGGCAGGGAACUUCAGAAAAAAACAGCCGCUCAAUGGGCGCAAAGUGUACUACUGGCAGGAUCCUAAGCCUGGUGUGCCCAUCUAAACGCCGGGGACUCCGAGCCGCCGGGAGGCGGGGGGAAGGGAGAGAGGGGCAAUGGGAAUUGUAAGGGAAGUUUGGAUCCGUCGCCCGGUCGUUUGCUGAGUAGCUGAAGGGCCAUCUUUCGCGACGCUUCGGAGUGGAGGAGGGGUUGGAUGUAAUAGGCAGCAAAUUGCUGAUUUCUUAUCAGGAAUGGAUAAGGUUGUGGAUAAGGUCAUCAUUGGCUAUGAUCGGGAGAGGGAGAGACAGACAGAGACUGGUUCAUCCAAAAGAGAGAGAGAGAGAGAGAGAGAGAGAGAGAGAGAGAGAGAGAGAGAGAGAGAGGACUGAAGUUCAAUGUCUGUGCCAGCCUGAGGUUCAAUGUUUGUACCAGGUGCAAAGUCUUGGUCCGUCCGUCCUGGGCAUUCCAAGCUCCCAGUUGAAAUUUUAAAUUUAAAAGUCCGUCUAACGGCUAGUUUUUAAAAUCU
This is a messenger RNA of Chara braunii, 1690 nucleotides long. NCBI's taxonomy places the organism in Eukaryota, Viridiplantae, Streptophyta, Charophyceae, Charales, Characeae. The record is from the annotation of a GenBank genome assembly.